Messenger RNA from Lithohypha guttulata, 1701 nucleotides. RefSeq lists its product as uncharacterized. The coding region runs from base 1 to 1701 and encodes 566 amino acids. Gene Ontology annotation, biological process: protein polyubiquitination; protein monoubiquitination; proteasome-mediated ubiquitin-dependent protein catabolic process. NCBI's taxonomy places the organism in Eukaryota, Fungi, Ascomycota, Eurotiomycetes, Chaetothyriales, Trichomeriaceae. The transcript is spliced from 2 exons. The record is from RefSeq and is a predicted model, not a curated record. Gene Ontology annotation, cellular component: nucleus; cytosol; ubiquitin ligase complex. Gene Ontology annotation, molecular function: ubiquitin protein ligase activity; cyclin binding; ubiquitin conjugating enzyme binding.
AUGCCCAAGAUCUACCUAUACGCUGAAUUACUUACCCAUAUUCGGACAUUGAGCUUGCAUGCGUCGUUGCAGACCAAGAAAAGGGAAGGAACCAAGGUCGAUGUUUCCACAGACAAAAAGGUCGUGACCGUAACUCAUGAUGGUGAAACGCAGCGACUGUAUCUACCUACCCAGAUCAAAGGUGAUGCGUCGAUAACUUUUCCACUACAAAAGGCUACUGAGAUAUCCGCAAGAGUGCAGAUCGAGGAUGAGCAUGAAUGGAAAUGCACUGUUAGCGAUGAGAUUGAAGCACCAUGGAUGGCUUCAGAUUUGGCCAGUAACACAGAGGUCAAAUGUAGGCACUGCAAGGUGAAUAUUUUGGAGCCUGGAAGGAUCAACCAGUGGAAGAACCUGCCCAGUGAGAAUUGGGCAGAACUGAUGGAUUUCUGGUUCUGCCAUAAACCACAUGAAGGUGAGCACGAGGAACAUGCUGCAGAAGCGAAGGGCUUCUCUGCGAAGAGCAAGCUCGCUAUGGCUCGUGGCACUGGUAUGACCGACCUCGUUUCAGUUGUACUACACGUGAGUGAUUGCUCCAACAUCAAGGCUGCGGAAACAAAGACAAAUCCAGAUUUAACUGUACUGAGGUGCACCAACUGUACAGAAGUCCUGGGCACGACAAACCAGGAAGAGUUGCUGGUACGCUUGCAUAAGUCCAGCAUUGCAGUACGCAACAACAACUCAGCCGAGUUUCUGACUUACCCCUAUCCGAUUUUUGCCUGUGCUCAGAUUCUAUCGUUGAUCGAAUCGACUGCACUAAAGAAGUUUGUAGCAUAUACUGCAACGACCGAAGGUGGGGACGAUAGCUCCGUACAGCCACUUGAGCUCUGGGUUUUCAACCCAGAUAUCUAUUACUCAUGUUCAGCCUUCGAAGGUAAUUCGAGACUAAGUAACGCAGUGCCUGCUGAAGCAGAUAGUUCCUUGAAGCUAAAUCAAGACGAUAGAUCACAAAUCUACGACGAUCAAUCAGCAAAUGAAGCAAACGAGGUCACAGACACGAAGAUGAGUACAGAAGAGAGCUCAGACAUACAGACUCAUAGGAAGACUGCCCCCAGAUCGGAAUUGAGUAAUCCUCACGGCGAUGACAUCUCUCAGAUCUAUGGAGCCAAACCUGAUCGGCCUCAGAUGGUCGAAGGUGAGAUCGAGAUCGAAGUCCCUGUACGAAGCAAGGAGGAACAAACCGCCGAACAAUCAAGUGCUGGUGUUGCAUCCUUCAUGGACUCCGAGACACCCCUCGUUACAUCGAAAAGAUCUCAAAGAGCGGAUUUGCACUCAAGCAAGAACGGAGAGCCUGUUGCUGUACAUCCCACAGAACACGUCAACCUUGUCCACCGUGCCUGCAAGAUCUUUUACAAACCACUACCAAAGGACGUCGAUGUCACCACGUUCCUCCAGUCCCAUUCCAGCUCCUAUGAAGAACUUUUCAUUACCUACGCGCAAGAUCUCCAGUCACUUCGGGAAACUCUUGAGAAAUCUACAGCCAUGCUUCCUGCCAGUGCACGGACCUUCCAAGACUGGAGUGUCGGUCUGUUGCAUAGGUACGAAAAAGUACCAAGUGGACUUGGUGUAAUGCAGGAAAAUCCCCUAGCUCGAGGCAUCAAGGCUAAGGAUGGUCGAGUCACUCGGUGGGACAUAGGACAUGGUGCUGAGGGGUUAUACGCGUGA